AUGAAGACAACUGUAUAAAAUGCCAAACUGACACCUUUAGUAGCAUAUAAAAUAACUUUUAAUGUACUUAAACUUGUCUAUAAGGCUAAAUAAAUACACAAAACUAAUAAUGUGUUUAAUGCUUAGUUGAAGGAUGCAUCUAAUGUGAUGCUAGCUAAAAUUGCUUAAAAUGUGAAGAUAAUUUAUAACUUAAUUAAGAAAAUAAUAAGUGCUUUAUAUAAUAAAACUUUUGUGAGUCAAGUGUUGAAUUUAUUGAGUCCCCUUUUUCAAAAAAUCAAUGCUCAAAAAUCUGCUCCUCUUUCACUUAUUAAAAUUUUGAAACUCAUCAAUGCGAAUAAACACAACAGUGCCCAUAUUUUGAAAGUAGUAUUAAUAAUUUCAAUUAAAGAAUAGUAAUUAUACAUGUAAUAUGGGGUAGAAUUUAAUUAAAAAAGCUUUAUUGUAGGGAAUUAUGGUGGAUGCUUAGCAAGUAAAAGCUUAGUUAUUGCGAAUUUCGCUACAUCCUAAACUGUUUAUUCAGAGACAGGGUUUUAGGAUGAUCUUAAUGUAGGAUAUAUUGAUAUUGAUAACUAAAUUGUAUUUUUAACAAGCUAUAGUUAAAACCAAAUAAUAGUUUUUGAUGGAAUAAGUUCAUAAGUAAGUAAGUUGCCAAUAAAUUAAUCUCCACCAUAAAUACUAUUUUAAAUUCAAAAUAAAUAAAAUGUGACUUAUUACGCUAUGGAUACUUAAUUGAAGGAAAUAUUGGUAAAUAGAGAUAGAUCCUUAAUAAUAAAAAAUAGUACUAUAAAUUUCGAUUUAUCAUCUACUAUUGUCUAUUCAAUAUAAAAAAAUGAUUUUUUAAUAACUAUUUCUAGGGAUCAAGCUCCUCUUUACAAUUAUAAAGAAUUUUAUAGCUUGAAUUUAAAUUCGAUCAUUGAAUACAACUAAAUAGAUUACAGCAUAAACAUUUCAAUUUUAGACGCAAGUUCAGAAUAAAUUAUUAAUCAGUUCAACAUAACUUCUUCGCAAUUAUUUAAGGAUAAUAAUAUAGGAUGGAUAAUCAUAAAUCAAAAUCGAGUAAUUAGUAAAAACAGUAAACACUCCUUUUAUUACUGA
Tetrahymena thermophila SB210 is the source of this 1095-nucleotide messenger RNA. RefSeq lists its product as hypothetical. The transcript has 5 exons. The record is from RefSeq and is a predicted model, not a curated record. NCBI's taxonomy places the organism in Eukaryota, Ciliophora, Oligohymenophorea, Hymenostomatida, Tetrahymenidae.